Lindgomyces ingoldianus is the source of this 1698-nucleotide messenger RNA. RefSeq lists its product as uncharacterized. The record is from RefSeq and is a predicted model, not a curated record. The transcript has 19 exons. NCBI's taxonomy places the organism in Eukaryota, Fungi, Ascomycota, Dothideomycetes, Pleosporales, Lindgomycetaceae. Bases 1 to 1698 code for a protein of 565 amino acids.
AUGCGAAGGUUUACCAGCGAUUCUUCGAAGAGGCCCAUUGUUUCAGUUACCCGCCUGAGGUAUCAAGCAGACCUAUUGACACAUCCUGCAUCUUGGUCAGAACGAAGCUGUCUUACAAGAUUAGUGAUUAGUUUGAGUAGGAAUAUCCAUUUUCUGACUCCCACAAUACCAGAAGGCAGUUCCAUUCAGUUGCUUUUUUGUCUUUGUUUAAUCUCUACUCCCCAGUCCUUGACUCGGAAAAGCUGCGCGGUACCAUCAGAAGGAAUCUUAAUCGAAAGCUGCUAUGAAAGAGGGUUGGAUCUCAUCUAUCUCUCACUUAGUCCAGAGCUAGUCUCAGACUACCAUUGCCUUCAGAAUCAGGCGGCUAGAAUCAGCGUUUCUGCCCAAAAUACUGCUCUAUGCUCCUGUGGGUCCAAUUCGACGAGUGUAAAUUUCGGAACGUCCAAAAGCCACUACUAUCUUCCUGAUGAAAUUUGGUUAGCCUACUACCUACCAUACUUAUACCAGGCCGACGCGCUAGGCUUCGUGAAAGGACACCAGAGUAUAACUAAUUUGACAGCUAGAGAAGAAAAUGAUAAAUUUUCGGAUGACUUUUUUCCGACGCAAGGCUCUCUAUGGCAGACUUGUAUACGUGAAACAGAGCCACCUCCGGACAGACUUCCAUCAUUUGACGUCGUGGUUGCAUCACCCAUGAUAAGAAACAAGCUUUUUCGUCUUUUCACGUCAUUCCAUCUUACUGCAGUCAGUAGUAUACAACUAAAUUGCCAGAAGAAUCUUCACGGUUACCUAGUGCAGAAGCACAUAUCAUCUUUUGGAGACGCCACUGAUGCAAUUGUACCUCAUUAUUAUUUAUCGAGUUUUGUUCUUGGUAAUUUAACUGUGCUAAAUAGCGAAGAUAAUAGGCCUUGUGGCCCGGAAAGCUCAUUUUCUGUACCAGCUCUCCGAUUACACCCCCAUCAUUUACUCCAAUUGAAAUAUCUUUUUUAUGUCUUUAAAUCCUUCUCCCAAGCUCCUUGUGGAAAUGAGCGAUCUAUAAUAAACAACUUCAAACUUAACCAAAAUAAAUAUGAAGAAAUCGAAGAAGCCGGGGCAAAUUCAGGGGACAUCGCCUUGUGGGUAUUCUAUAUCCCACUUCACGCUCUUCGAAUGCAUAGCAGUGUUACAUCGAAACAUAUCUUGCCAGCUGCGCCGGCUUCAGACUCAACUUCCGCAGCACUCAAGCUGUUUAAGUUCACACCGAGAAACAUGAAGGGGGAGCUGGGAAGGGAAGAUCUCAUUGCUAAUAUAACCAGUCUAAGCUUGAAAAUCGCCUUUCUUUAUGACGAUUUGCAGGAAUUAUUCGAACGAAACAAGAAAGUAAAUGUUCGCAAGAAAAUUGGAGAGCCUCUAAAGCAUGCAAAGCGGCCGCUUGGUAAUUUCCCUUUGGAGAUUUUAGUAGAACAUCCAAGCUUGGCAUUGCCCAAAAACAUGCUUGGACGAUAUCGAGGCCUUGAACUCUAUCCUCGCACAUACCUACCACGUCUUGAACACGCCAGUACCGUAUCAUAUGCCAUAGCCACCCUGCCAGCCAACCAAGCUGUAAGGUUGGGCGGCCAUUUCAACAACGGCGUCUUUGCCUACAUUAUUCUCGUUAUUACGGCUACCGGGCACGAAAUCGAGAAUUCCUUUGAUCCAGAACUGAACCUCGUGACUACCUAA